Molecule: messenger RNA, 584 nt
Organism: Chelonoidis abingdonii (Abingdon island giant tortoise)
Lineage: Eukaryota; Metazoa; Chordata; Testudines; Testudinidae
Source: RefSeq, a predicted model, not a curated record
UUGUGGAGCUGCUAAAGGAUGUGAAAAGCACAUUGAGCAGGAGUGAGAAUGUGAAACUCCAGGAAGCAGAAGCUGUUUCUACUGACCUGAAGAACGUGUAUAAAAUUUCCCUUGACAUGAGGGAAGCGCUGAAGAGAUUGGGAGUGGACGUGACUCUGGAUCCAGACACGGCUCAUCCCAACCUGGUCCUGUCUGAGGAUCGGAAACGUGUGAGAGACGGAGACAAACGCCAGGAUCUGCCCGACAACCCUGAGAGAUUUGAUUAUUGUUACUGUGUCCUGGGCGCUGAGGGGUUCGCGGGCGGGAGGCAUUACUGGGAGGUGGAGGUGGGAGACAAGACUGACUGGUACCUGGGGGUUUGUAGGGAAUCUGUGAGCAGGAAGGGGAAGGUCACAGCCACACCUGGGAAUGGAUACUGGGUCGUGUGGCUGUGGGAUGGGGGAUACGAGGCUGGCACCUCCUCCCCGACCUCCCUCCUCGUAAGCGCCAGGCCCAGCCGGGUGGGGAUUUUCCUGGACUAUGAGGCGGGCGAGGUCUCGUUUUACAAUGUGACUGACAGGUCCCAUCUCUUCACUUUCACAUAG